AUGAGCGGGUCGAUCAAAGCUAUCGACACCAACUCUGUCCAUCGGAUACAUUCCGGUCAAGUAGUCCUUGACCUCCAGGGAGCUAUCAAGGAAUUGGUAGAAAACAGUCUUGAUGCUGGUGCUACUGCAAUAGAUGUCCGAAUAAAAGAUAAUGGUUUGGAUAGCGUGGAGAUCUCAGAUAAUGGAUCAGGAAUAGCAGAGACCGACUGGGAAUCUAUAGGUCUGAAACAUCAUACAUCGAAAUUACCUUCUUUAUCCGAUUUAUACAAAGUGACAACAUUCGGAUUCCGAGGUGAGGCUUUAUCAGCGUUAUGCGCUUUAUGCGAGAGUGUAACGGUCGUUACGUCCACCAAGGAGACUGCUCCUAUGGGGGCUAUCAUCAAGCUAGGUAGAGAUGGUAGAGUCAUAGAUUCAUCUGGAAAAAUUGCUAGACCACGUGGGACUACCAUCACCCUCACUGGACUUUUCGCUCCCCUCCCUGUCAGACGCAAAGAAUUCGAAAGGACUGUUAAAAGGGAGUUGACAAAAGCACUUACGCUACUUACUGCUUAUGCGCUGGUACCGGCUAGUGUAUCAUUGUCAGAUGGCAGGAAUGGGGUGAGAUUGAGAGUUGAAACUAUAAGUGCGGGGAAAUCAGGUAAACGAAAUAUUCAGCUUUCCACAGAUGGAAGAGGAUCCCUCAGAGCGUCCGUCGGUUCGGUAUGGGGACAUAAAGCUCUAGAAGGUGUACAGGAUAUUAAUCUCGAACUGGACGUUGAAAUCGAUAGAGUCAUGGCUAGAAGAGAAGGAAUAUCAGAAACGAAUCAAAUUAUCAAAGUUACCGGGUUGAUAUCUUCCGCUCAAUGGGGACAAGGUCGAUCAAGUGCCGAUAGACAAUUUUAUUUUAUAAACGGGAGACCAUGUAAUCUCACGAGUGUGUCCAGAGCAAUUAACGAAGUCUACAAAUCGUUUAAUACUCACCAGGUACCAUUAGCCAUUUUGGAUUUCCAAAUUCCACCUCAAAGCGUCGAUAUCAAUGUCAGUCCGGAUAAGAGGACAAUCUUCGUACAUAGUGAAGAUAAAUUGAUUGAAGCGCUGAAAAUUGCCCUGGACGAAUAUUUCCAACCUUCUCGAUCUACUUUUGCUGUGGGAGGUGCUACUCAGACGGUCAAAAAUAUCCGACAGACUCAAUCGCAACUGACCCAGUAUGGCAAAAGUGCCGUAUCAGCGGAUGAUGAAGGGGAUGACGACGAUGAUGACGAUCAGAAUUUGGGAAAAGAGGGAGAUGACGAGGACGAGGAAUCGAAUGGCGAUGCCAACAGCGACGUCCAAGAGGAAGAAGGUGAACCUAAUGAACGAGCAGUGACAAUAGAAGUUGACCAGCCGGAAGGAGAAGAAGAAGAAGAAGAGGAAGCCACACCCCCAACAACUCGAAGAAGCAAAUCGUCACCCAUCAUUCAGAUUGAUACUGAAUCAGAGGGCGAGCCAGAAUUGUCCCUCCCAUCAAGAAGAUCCUCACAGAGUCGCGCCGUCCCUGCAUCUCCUGCCUCAAUACCGAAACGGGUUGUCCAACAGACCCUCAAUACGUCCAAAGCCUCUUGGUCGCCCGAUAGUAAGUCUCGAUCUGGUUCUCGGUCGGCCCGUGCGGGUCCAGGACCCAGUACGAGAGAAGCUAGGAUGGAUUUGAGGAAGAAGCUGGAAGUCUACGCUAGUCAGAGCGGGAAGGUUGUUAGGGACGAUAGUGACGGAGAAGCCGAGGAAGAGGCAGAUUCGGCGGGUGAAGUCGAUGUAGACGCAACUGAGACGGAAGUUGAGGAGAAUGAAGACCGAGAAGAAGUCAUAGAAGAUGUUGAUCAUGACGCGGAGACUUCGAAUGACGAUCAUGAAAACGGCCUGGACGGGAUCGAUUCAGACGGUGAAGACGCCAAUAAUACCGACACUGCUCUCAAGAGAGCUCGACCACCUGACGAACCUCUGUUCGAGGAUGAUCACGAUACUUCACCUAUAGUUGGAGAAGAUCCAAUGGAAAUUGAAGAAACCCCUAUACCUAUAUCCAUCCAUGUUGAAGCAGAAGAAACGGAACGACCAGCUCCAAAACGUCAAUCGACCAGUUAUCGCGAUGAAAUCAGCUCAACAGGUAUACAAGGUGAAAUGAAAUUAUCUUUCAACCUCGAACGACUUAGAGCGAGAUAUGACUUAAAGAAACAACGUGAAUCUGCCCAUCACAGUAAUAGUGGUGCGAAAGAUGCUUUUGGUAUGAUUAAGGAAGGUGGAAUAUCCGAUGCGGCAGGUAUAUCUAACAAGAACAUGCAACUUGCCGAAGAAGCUUUAUCGAGAGUGAUUUCCAAAGAAGAUUUCACAAAGAUGGAAGUGUUAGGUCAAUUUAACAAAGGUUUUAUCAUUGCUAGAUUACGACACUUCUCCGAUGAUGAUGAUAUCGAAACACGCGAAAAGGGUACGGCGACGGAUGAUCUGUUUAUUGUUGAUCAACAUGCUUCGGAUGAGAAAUAUAAUUUUGAAACGUUGCAACGAACGACGGUUAUCAAAGGACAAGCGUUAAUAAAACCUAGACCAUUACAACUCACCGCGAGUGACGAGAUCAUCGCUAUGGAGAAUUUGGAUAUCUUAUCCAAGAAUGGAUUUGAUGUCAAAGUGGAUGAGGAUGCUUUACCAGGUAAAGGUGAGAGGAUCAAUCUUGUGGCUAUGCCUGUAAGCAAAGAGACGACAUUUGAUUUUAAAGAUCUCGAACAGUUACUCCACAUGUUGAGUGAUAGUUCAAGAACUCACGGUCAGAUGGUCAGAUGUACAAAGGCUAGAUCGAUGUUCGCCAUGAGAGCUUGUAGGAAGAGUGUGAUGAUAGGGAAAAGCUUAAAUAAAACACAAAUGGUUAAUUUACUUAGAAACAUGGGUACCAUCGAUCAACCUUGGAAUUGUCCACAUGGUAGACCAACAAUGAGACAUUUAAUAAAAAUUGAUCAACCUACCAAAUCACGUUCUGGGAAAGAUAAAAUAGAUUGGUCGAAAUGGAAGAAGUCGCAAGGUAUCUAG
This is a messenger RNA of Kwoniella mangroviensis CBS 8507, 3027 nucleotides long. RefSeq lists its product as uncharacterized. Gene Ontology annotation, biological process: mismatch repair. Gene Ontology annotation, cellular component: MutLalpha complex. The coding region runs from base 1 to 3027 and encodes 1008 amino acids. Lineage: Eukaryota; Fungi; Basidiomycota; Tremellomycetes; Tremellales; Cryptococcaceae. Gene Ontology annotation, molecular function: ATP-dependent DNA damage sensor activity; ATP hydrolysis activity; ATP binding. The record is from RefSeq and is a predicted model, not a curated record. The transcript has 14 exons.